GUACAAAAAGAGGGACGCCAUUUGCUGCUCAAACCGCAGCAGGACAUGCUAUUCGUGCAGUAGUAGAUCAAGGUAUGCAACGAGCAGAAGUCAUGAUUAAAGGUCCCGGUCUCGGAAGAGACGCAACAUUACGAGCUAUUCGCAGAAGUGGUAUACUAUUAACUUUCGUACGGGAUGUAACCCCUAUGCCACAUAAUGGUUGUAGACCCCCGAAAAAAAUACGUGUGUAGAAAUAAAAAUUGAAGAUAUUUCAAUAGCAAGAGAAACAAAGGAAGAGAAACAAGAGAAAUAAAUGAUUCAAUGAUCUGAUCAAAUAAUAUUAUUAUGGUUCGAGAGAAAAUAACUGUAUCUACUCGGACACUACAGUGGAAGUGUGUUGAAUCAGCAGCAGACAUUAAACGUCUUCUUUAUGGGUGCUUUAUUCUGUCUCCGCUUAUGAAAGGUCAAGCAGACACAAUAGGCAUUGCUAUGCGAAGAGCUUUGCUUGGAGAAAUCAAAGGAACAUGUAUCACAUGCGCAAAAUCUGAGAAAAUAUCACACGAAUAUUCUACCAUAAUGGGUAUUCAAGAAUCAGUACAUGAAAUUUUAAUGAAUUUAAAAGAAAUCGUAUUGAGAAGUAAUCUCUAUGGAACUUGUGAGGCGUCUAUUUGUGUCAGGGGCCCCGGAUAUGUAACUGCUCAAGAUAUCAUCUUACCGCCUUAUGUAGAAAUCCUCGAUAAUACACAGCAUAUAGCUAGCUUGACGGAACCCAUUGAGUUGGUUAUUGGAUUACAGAUCGAGAAGAAUCGCAGAUAUCUUAUAAAAGCGCCAAAUACCUAUCAAGAUGGAAGUUAUCCUAUAGAUCCUGUAUUCAUGCCUGUUCGAAAUGCGAAUCAUAGUAUUCAUUCUUAUGAAAAUGGUAACAAAGAGAUACUAUUUCUCGAAAUAUGGACAAAUGGAAGUUUUGCGAGCAAGCUAGCUUGCUGA
Messenger RNA from Lactuca sativa (garden lettuce), 966 nucleotides. Its product is annotated as DNA-directed RNA polymerase subunit alpha. The record is from RefSeq and is a predicted model, not a curated record. Gene Ontology annotation, biological process: DNA-templated transcription. Lineage: Eukaryota; Viridiplantae; Streptophyta; Magnoliopsida; Asterales; Asteraceae. Gene Ontology annotation, molecular function: DNA-directed RNA polymerase activity; protein dimerization activity.